AUGGAGUCUCUGUCCAUGAGCAGCAGCAGCAGAACUCCAGUAUUCAUCACCUCUUCCUCUUCUUCACACUUCCUGACUCCUCUGAGGAACGGCUACGGUGCAGCCUCCGGCCCCUCCGGCCCCUCCACCCCCUCCGGCCCCUCUGCCCUGCCCACCAUCACCAUCCUGGGCUCGGGGGACUUCUCCAGAGCGCUGGCCCUGCGCCUGCUGCGGGGGGGCUUUCAUGUGGUGGUGGGGAGCCGCAGACCGAAGCAGGCGGCUCACUGCUUCCCCCAUGUGGUGGACGUGACGCACUACGAGGACGCCGUGGGGAAGGCCAACAUGGUGUUCCUAGCCAUCCGCAGGGAGCACUAUUCUGUGCUGUGGGACCUCAAGCACCUGCUGGAGGGGAAGAUUCUGGUGGAUGUGAGUAACAACAGGAGAGUGAACCAGUACCCCGAGUCCAACGCAGAGUACCUGUCCUCUCUGCUGCCCUCCUGCACUGUGGUCAAAGGCUUCAACGUCAUCUCCGCCUGGGCCAUGCAGCAGAGCUACCCCCUGGAUGCCAGCACUCACGUGUAUAUCUGCAGUGACAGCGUGUGGGCGCGGCAGCAGGUGAUGGAACUGGCGCGCCUGCUGCACUUCCGGCCUGUGGACAUGGGGCCCCUGAGCUGGUCCCGGGACAUCGAGACCAUGCCCCUGCGCCUCUUCCCCGGCUGGAGGGGCCCCGUGCUGGCCGCUGUGGCUCUCUCCAUCUUCUUCUUCUCCUACUCCUUCGUGCGGGACGUCAUCCACCCGUACGUCCAGUCCCGACAGAGCGACUUCUACAAGAUCCCCAUGGAGGUGGUGAACCGCACGCUGCCCGCGGUGGCCAUCACGCUGCUGGCUCUGGUGUACCUGGCGGGGCAGGUGGCGGCGGGGCAUCAGUUGUAUUAUGGGACUAAAUACCGGCAGUUUCCGGGCUGGCUGGAGGGCUGGCUGCGCAGUCGCAAACAGCUUGGUCUGCUCAGCUUUUUCCUGGCUGCGGUGCACGUGCUCUACAGCCUGUGUCUGCCCAUGAGGAGGUCUGAGAGGUACCAGCUGCUCAACACCGCCUACCAACAGGUCCAUGCAGAGGUGGAAAGCACAUGGAAUGAGGAGGAGGUGUGGCGUGUGGAGAUGUACGUGUCCUUUGGGGUUAUGAGUCUGGGUCUGCUGUCUCUUCUUGCUGUUACGUCCCUGCCCUCUGUCCACAGCGCCCUCAACUGGAGGGAGUUCAGCUUCAUACAGUCGACGCUGGGCUACAUCGCUCUGCUCAUAGCCACUCUGCACGGGCUGCUGUUCGGUUGGAGGAGGGCCUUCCAGUGGGACUUGUACCGCUUCUACCUGCCCCCCAGCUUCGUGCCCGCUCUGGCCCUGCCCGUGUGCGUGGUGCUGGGCAAACUGCUGCUGCUGCUGCCCUGCCUGGCCCGCAGGCUGCACCUGAUCCGUAGGGGGCGGGACAGCCGACAGGAUGGCCCCUCGCGCCUGGAGCCUGUGGGGGCCGCUGUGUCCCCAGAGAGGGUUACCAUCAUGUGA
This is a messenger RNA of Boleophthalmus pectinirostris (great blue-spotted mudskipper), 1536 nucleotides long. RefSeq names its product STEAP family member 2, metalloreductase (gene steap2). The transcript has 5 exons. The record is from RefSeq and is a predicted model, not a curated record. Lineage: Eukaryota; Metazoa; Chordata; Actinopteri; Gobiiformes; Gobiidae. Bases 1 to 1536 code for a protein of 511 amino acids. Gene Ontology annotation, biological process: copper ion import. Gene Ontology annotation, molecular function: cupric reductase (NADH) activity; ferric-chelate reductase (NADPH) activity. Gene Ontology annotation, cellular component: plasma membrane; endosome.